CCUAUUUUGACGUUGACGUAUCUAAUAAACAUUUUUAAAUACAAAAAUUGAACAUUUUAAUACAAAUUUUAUUAAAUCUAAAAUACAAAAUGAUACACGAAUGUUUGUUUAAUUUGUGCAACUCUCCAGAUGGAGAAAAUCUGUCCGAAACUUAUAACUGGACUAGACUGUUUGAAUUGCAAGAAUUCUUGCAUCCAGGAGAGCAAAAGUUGUUGCAAACUAUAGUCGAAAUAGCAAUCGACUACCAUCAGAUAAACGCUUUUAAUAAAAGAAUUCUAAAUCAAGUUCCAAAUUUUCAAGCUGCUAAAAAUGUAUCUACAGUCCCAUCUAAUACGCAAGAUAAUACAUCAUUCGGGUUUUACAUAACAGCUUUUUGUUCGGGAGUUCAUAAAGUUUUAGAUGCUUAUAGGAAAGAAAACAUUGCUUUAGAAGAAAUGUUUUUACAGAAUCCACAACUAUCUCUAACGUUUAUUCUUUGCAAGGUCGAGAAAUAUAGGACACUAUUUCAAACUCUAAUAUCCAUGAUUCAUACUAUUCAAAAUGACAAUGUACAUGGUUGUUUGUUGAUUGGAAGAUUACAUAAAUAUGUUAAUUGCGGAGUUGAUCAAAUCAGUUUAGCAGCAAGCGAAAUAAUUAGAUCAAUAAACACAGUUUUCUAUAAACAUUUGUGCAAUUGGAUUAUCUAUGGGGAUCUAGUUGAUGUUUUUGAAGAAUUUUUUAUCAGAGAUGGUAAAUCUGCUGAUGAGAAUUUUCUGUAUCCUGAACAAAUUGCAGAACUACAUUCUGAUGUUUCUAUUAUUAAUUUACAGAAACGUAAAAUUAGAAGACCCCCAACGGUAAGAAAAUUCUUUAUUCAUUGGGAAAUGGUUCCGUUGUUCAUUAGCGAGGAUUUAUCCGAAAGUAUCCUAUUUAUGGGAAGGAUCGUGUGGAUUAUUAGAAACGACCCCAGGAAGACCAAAGAUGAGAAUUAUCAAAUCGAAUACAAGCGUGAUAUUUGGGAGGGCAAAGAUAUUGAGUACUACAAAAAAGUCCAAGCUCUGGAAUCUAAACCUUUCAAUAAUAUAGAAUUCCAAAGGACUAUCGAAGAGUGUAAAGUCAAAUUAACAAAGUACUUGUGGUCAAUAAUGUUAGACGAAGGCAAUCUAAUAGCCCAUUUGCAUCUCAUACGAGACUAUUACGCUUUGGGAAGAGGCGAGUUGUUUCAACAGUUCAUUCGAGUGGCCGAAGACCACUUGAAAGACACUUCGAUCGAAUUGAUUGUGCAAAAUUUGAAUUUCAUAUUUCGCGAGACCGCCCGGAAAAUAUACGGAGAAAACGACAAGACUUAUCUGAAGUUCGAGCUCAGUUCCAGCUCGGAAGUCGCCCGUGCAAAUCUUUGGUCGAGAUUGCAAUUAAAUUUCGAAAUCGAUUGGCCACUACACAUAGUUUUCCAUCCGAAAGUUAUAGAACUUUACAAUAAACUAUUCUGUUAUCUGUUAAGGCUGCGAAAAACACAUUUAGAUUUGCACAAACUUUGGGCCGAACACGUAUCGAGUAAAAGAAAAAUAGACACGAGAGUUUGGACGUUGAGACAGAACCUAAUGUUUUUAGUAAACAAUCUCCAUUAUUAUUUGCAAGUUGAUGUUAUAGAAGCGCAAUUUUCUUUGUUGUUAAAAGCUGUGGAAAACGCCAACGGAUUUGAAGAUAUAAUAAAAGUUCAUCACGAAUUUAUUUCUAAUUUGUUGGCCAAAACGUUCGUGUCUACACCCGACGAGGAACAUACUUGUAAGAAUAAGCACAGAUUAUAUCAAGUACCAGCCAUACAAUAUGAAAUACCUAGCAAGGUGUAUAACAUAAUAAUUAAAUUACUAGAACUGUGCGACAGGUUCUGUUUGGUAGCCACCACGUGGGAUUCCAUAUUGACCGAAGUGGAAUUGGACGUGUUGGAAAUGUUUCAGAACCAGUGUGACAUAGUGAUCGAAUCGUUAUUAUUAAUUUUACAGAAGUUGCACUUGAAGGCUAGUGGACAACAUUUGCUGCAACUUUUGUCCCAAUUAGAUUUUAAUAGAUACUUUAGCAAGAACAAAACAGAUUUUAAUUCUACAGAAUGAUUGAGAUCAUAAUUUCAUAAAUGAAAUUACAGAGAUUGGGCAUUAUGGUGUAGCCAGCGAGAGGACCAGAUUUAACCCUAUUUGAAAAUAUUUAUUUUGUACAUUUGCGAUUGAAAAUAAAACUACGAAUCAAUGGGUGUUUGGUUUUAUUUAACAAAAAAUCUUACAAUUAUUACAUUUUUUAUAAAAAAAUCUACUCUUUUUUGCUAUGUUCUGGAACUCCCAGUGAAAAAUCUAAUCUAACCCAAAUAAUUACAGCUACAAAUAGAAUAAACAGUGCUAGAGAUAUUAACAGAGGCUCAUGUAACAACAAUUGUGGUUGCCAGCUGUAAGUAAUCUCCAAAUCUUGAAUGUGCUGCUCAACCAAGUCAUUCUUUCGCAUUCUCAACACCUUGCGCCCCAUAUUAUCCAGAUACUUGUAUGUGAUGUCAUCUUGGAGCUUCUCUACUUGAUAAGGGACGAUUAGUUGUACAUCAGAAACUCCUACUGGUAAUACAAUUGAUGUGGUAGCUUCUUCUACAAACAUAUCGUCGAAAACGUGGUCAAUGAAUCUCAUGCUGAGGACAUUUUGGCCUUCUGGGGUACGGUAAAGGUACUGGUAGCUGGGCACACUGUAUCCAAGCGUGUACGAGCUUUGCCAUCCUCCGAAAAGCGGGAAUCUAGGCCUCAAUUCCAAUUCAAUCCAAUCUUUCCUAUGUUUAACUGAUGAAGUAGAAAUAUUACCAUUACUGUCUCUGUAGUAAAUACUAUGAGCUGUCGCUGGUAAAACUGUAGUAUAAGAUUUGAUACUGUGAUGUGAACUACUGGUAUCUCUUUGGUAAUCAUAUCUAGAAAAAGGUCCCUUUAAUUUAGCACCUGUAUGUUUGAUUUCGAUUUGUUCCUCAAUAGCAACAUUACCCCAAUGAGAAAUCUCUAUAACUCUUUCUAAACGAGUCACAGUCAAAAAAGGGGCAUUAUUCUCAAAAUGCACUACCAACUGAUCUUCUGUAUAUGGUUUAAUAUCAGUAUAAGGCCCAUAAGUAAUAGUAUUAUCUGAUUGUGUUACUGGUUUCAAUUUCGUAUAAUUUUCGACGCUUCUAGAGCUUAAAACGACGUCAGUUUUCUGCUUGGCUACUGUGUAGGGGGUGUAUAUGUAAUGGUUGCCGAAAUACCUGACUAACUGCUUUUCUUUCUGACUGAUGCUGCUAGGGUACGGUGCCAAGCCUUUGGCUAUAAUUUCUUCUAAAACCACGGUUGCAGUACGACCUGGUUCCAGGUUCUGUCUCAAUACUACUUUGUGGAAUUUGUUAUCGCUGCCAUCGACUUGGACUGGUAAGAGGUUCAAAUCCUGUUUGGCCGAAUCUUUGACUCCUCGGUAGACCACUUUUCCGUCCGAUUUCGGUUCAUCGACCACCAGGAAAUUUUUUAUUGGAUCUUUACCGGCAUUUUCUAAAGUAAUGGUACUGGUGAUUUUUACCAAUUGUGAGGUUAAGUCAAUGGAUCUAUCGACAUUUUUGUAAAUUAAAUAGCUAUUUAUUUGUUCUCCGGCAUUUACACCGACCAAAAAUAGUAAAAAUAGAUUUAGUUUUAACAUGUUUUUACGAAAUUAUACACAUCACCCACUCGAUAACACCAAACGACGUGUUGACGUGACGUGUAAUAAUUUGACAUUGACGCUAUUG
Molecule: messenger RNA, 3751 nt
Organism: Psylliodes chrysocephalus
Lineage: Eukaryota; Metazoa; Arthropoda; Insecta; Coleoptera; Chrysomelidae
Source: the annotation of a GenBank genome assembly